Messenger RNA from Miscanthus lutarioriparius, 3474 nucleotides. The record is from the annotation of a GenBank genome assembly. NCBI's taxonomy places the organism in Eukaryota, Viridiplantae, Streptophyta, Magnoliopsida, Poales, Poaceae.
AUGGCAGAGGCAGCAGUAGUCCUAGCUCUUAGCAAACUUGUUACCUCUUUUGGAGUAGCAUCACUGAGGGCUUUCAUAAAGAAAGAAGUCACACUGUCGCAAGAUUUACCAAGGACUGUGAAACGCAUUGAAAGGGAAUUGGACAUGAUUCAUCAUUUCUUAAGCCAAGUUGGAUCAAAAAUCUACAGCAAUACAGUUCUUGAAGGCUGGAUAGUGAGGGUGAGGAAGGUUGCUUAUUGUGUCGAGGACAUAAUAGAUGAGUACUGCUAUAACAUUGAUCUAUUACAGGAAGAAGGAUUUUUCAAGAGGGUGAUACACACAACCUACUAUGCAAAUGCUUUUCGUGUCAUUGCUUCAGAAAUGAAAGACAUUGAGGAAGAGAUCAAACACCUGUCACAACUGAAAAGAGACUACAGAGAAAUGUUCAAUGAGUUACUUGACAACACAAGUAACAAUACUAAAAUUCAAUCCCUAACAUAUAAUGAGAAUCCUCGUGCCAUUAAAGUAGAUGACAUUGUCGGCAUGAAGGAAUACUUGGAACUGCUGCAAAAAUGGCUAGAUCCCAAGGAAUUAAAGCGGAUAGUAGUAUCAGUGUGGGGUUUUGGUGGGUUAGGUAAAACUACCCUAGUCAGGAAGGUUUACGACAGGGAAAUGGGACUGAAAAGUUUUGAUUGUUAUGCAUGGGUUAAAAUAUCACAUAGUUAUGACAUUCGUGUUAUAUUUAGGCAGUUGAUUCAGGAGCUAAAUAAGGACUAUGGCAAAACUCCUGCUGAUGUCGGUAUUAUGCACUGUGAUAAGCUCGGUGAUGCAUUAAGGGGAGCAUUAUCAAAUAAGAGGUACUUUAUUGUACUCGAUGAUGUUUGGGAUACAAGAGCUUUUAAUGAGUUAUCUGACCUGUUGGUGGAUAACCAUAAAGGAAGUCGGAUAAUUAUCACAACCAGGAAUAAUGAUGUUGCUUCAUUAGCACAAGAAAUGUACAAGAUGAAGCUUAACCCACUCGGUGCUGAUGAUGCAUUUGAACUCUUUUGUAGAAGGACUUUCCAGAAUAGCAACAUGGAGUGCCCCUGUCAUCUCAAGGAAUUAUCUAAGCAGAUAGUGAACAAGUGUGGAGGUUUGCCACUAGCAAUUAAUGCGAUAGGAAAUGUACUAGCAGUACAGGAACCAGACGAGAUAACAUGGAGAAGAAUGGAUAAUCAGUUUAAAUGUGAGUUGGAGGACAACCCUAGGCUAGACAAAGUAAGGAGUGCACUGAGCAUAAGCUUCGCGUACCUUCCAAGACACCUCAAGAACUGCUUUUUGUAUUGCAGCAUGUUCCCACAAGAUUAUAUUUACACACAUGAGCAGAUUGUCAAGCUAUGGAUAGCCGAGGGUUUUGUUUCACACAGAGGGCAAAGUACAUUAGAGGAGGUUGCAAACGGCUAUUUUACUGAGUUGAUUCAUCGAAGCAUGUUGCAACUUGUGGAGAAUGAUGAGACUGGCAGAGUGGUAAAAUGCAGGAUGCAUGACAUUGUGAGAGAAUUAACUCUCUCAUUUUCCAGGAAGGAAAGAUUUGGUAUGGCAGAUAUAACAAACCUUGAGAACAAGGACGAUGUUCGUCGAUUAUUGUUGUCAAACCCUGAUCAGGUGAAUCAGCUGAUAACAUCAAGAAUGGAUUUUCCACACCUUCGAACAUUUAUUGCAACCAGAGAAGUUGCAAGUGACCAGUUGUUAUGCUUAUUGAUUUCCAAGUAUAAAUACCUUUCUGUUCUGGAGCUGCGAGAGUCACCCAUUACCAAGAUCCCGGAAAAUAUUGGGAAUUUAUUCAAUCUGCACUACCUUGGCCUGAGGAGAACGCGUGUUAAGUCCCUCCCAAGGUCAAUUAAAAGGCUUUUGAAUUUGGAAACGCUGGACCUGAAGUCAACUUGCAUUGCAACCCUGCCAAAAAAGGUAUCCAGGCUCAAGAAACUGAGGCACUUAUUUGCUGAGAAAUUGGCUGACGAAAAAAAGCAGCAUUUACGCUACUUUCAGGGUGUGAAGUUUCCAGACGGAAUUUUUGACUUGGUACAGCUGCAAACUCUCAAGACUGUCGAAGCAACCAAGAGAUCAGUGGAGCUGUUGAAACGUCUGCCCGAGCUGAGGCUUCUGUGUGUUGAGAAUGUACGCCGUGCUGACUGCAGGAUACUGUUUGCAUCCAUCUCAAAUAUGCAGCACCUCUAUAGCUUGCUCAUCAGCGCCAAGGAUCUAGAGGAACCUCUGAAUUUUGCUGCUUUCGAUCCUAGACAUACACAGCUAGAGAAACUCACUAUCAGAGGAUGCUGGGACAAUGAGACCUUCAGGGGACCAGUGUUCUGUGAGUAUGGUAUCAACAUAAAGUAUCUGACACUAACCUUUUGUGAAAAUGAUGCUGAUCCACUGUCCUCAAUCUCAUUGAGCAUGCCUAACCUGAUAUUCUUGAGCAUCCGCCGGGGAUGCUGGGCUGAUGAUAUAAUAGUACGUGCGGGAUGGUUUCGUCAACUGAAAACCCUUUACUUGGAGAACCUGGACCGACUAAAGAGACUGUUUAUCGAGGAAGGUGCCCUUGUCCGGCUUGAAGUGCUUCUUAUGUUGUCUCUAACGUCUCUCAAGGAAGUUCCUAAAGGUUUGGAGCUUGUUUCAUCCCUCAAGAAGCUUAAUGUCUCAAUGCAGCCCCCUGAAUUUAAGUUAGAAUGGGAAAGAGACAACUGGAGGAUGAAGCUGCACCACGUCCAAGAAAUAUGUGUCUUCCUACUUGAGCCUUCAAAGAUCGCAAAUUCGUACCGAUUCGACAUCAAAACAGAAGAGAACAUUGUUACCAGGAGCAUAGUUGUAGUAAAGUCAGGUGGCGCGGCGGGGUCGAACGCAACCGCCGGCACGCGAUUACGGCUGUCGGAGCUCCCGGGACGGUUCCUGCCUCUUGGCGCGCUUCUAGCCGCCGGCCGCCGGAAGGCGCUCUGCUCCGCUCUCGGUUUCCGGAGAGGCGGAGAACAAGAGGACCUGUGGGCAGUGGGUGUGGUUCUGAUUCCGGCUGCGGGCUGGGCUGUAGAAAGUAACUUUGGUGGUGCAGCGCAACCAGAAGAAGUUGGAGCGGACAGAGUGGCCUUACGGGCCUACCAUUAUGGGCCUGUCCUUGCCACAGCAGCGGACCAAAAGCUAGGCCUGGUUGCGAUCCAAGACGCUGCACGGAGCGGAGCGAGGGAAGCACAGCGCCGGCGAUGGCGACUGCGAAGCGAACCCGGCGGUGGCGGGGGCGUCGGGGCAGCGGGACAAGCCAGCGGAGUCGCUGGCUCAGCUCUUUACCAACGUCUCCCUCAUGGUCCGCAGCGAGCUCCAGGUUUUCUCUUCGACCCUAAUCGAAACCUUCGGGGGUCGCGCAAUUACAGCCGCGUCCUCACUUUCCUGGAUUUAGCUAAGCUGAACGAUUGUGGUCUAUUCCCGGUUAUCGACUCUAUGAGAGGAGUAAUUUUAAGUGCGCAUUAG